This is a messenger RNA of Emiliania huxleyi CCMP1516, 1821 nucleotides long. RefSeq lists its product as hypothetical. Gene Ontology annotation, biological process: nucleocytoplasmic transport; activation of GTPase activity. The coding region runs from base 1 to 1821 and encodes 606 amino acids. Gene Ontology annotation, molecular function: small GTPase binding; GTPase activator activity. The record is from RefSeq and is a predicted model, not a curated record. Gene Ontology annotation, cellular component: cytosol; perinuclear region of cytoplasm; nucleus. The transcript has a single exon. NCBI's taxonomy places the organism in Eukaryota, Haptophyta, Isochrysidales, Noelaerhabdaceae.
AUGGGGGUCAAGGGGGCGAAAGCUCUGGCUGCAGCGCUCGCCGUGAAUGAGCAUAUUCGCUCGCUCAACCUCGGAGACAAUGCGUUUGGCGACGAGGGGUGUGCCGCCUUCGUGGGGCUGUCCAACACCACCCUGACCUCGCUCAACUUGGCCGACAACCAGAUAGGCUUUCACGGCAUGCGAUCGCUCGCGAGUGCGCUCCCUGGCGUGCCUGCGUUGCGCGAACUAGUGCUCAAGGGCAACGCGCUCGACGAUCGAGCCGCCGUGCCGCUCACUGACGCUCUCUCUGGCCCCGCCGCGGCCUCUCUCACGCGGCUCGACGUAUCUUACAACACGCUCGGCGAGGCCUCGGGCCUUGCGCUGGGCGAAAUGAUCGCGUCCAAUGCCCACCUGCUCGACUUGGAUCUGGGAUGGAACUCGCUGAGAGGAGCAGGUGGCUCCUCCGUCGCCCACGCUCUGCCGAGGAGCGCUCUCCGACGAAUCAAUCUGAGCUGGAACAGCAUCGGUGACCAGGGCGCGGUGGCGCUCGGAGAGGCCAUCCCCGGGAUCGCGGCGCUCACGCACCUCGACAUCUCGCACAACCGCAUCGGCCGCUUGGGUGCUACUGCACUGGCAGACGGGCUCCGAAGGAGCUCGACGCUCACCUCGUGCGAGCUCUCCCACAACCCAAUGGGACUGGACGGAACCAAGUUCAACCUCGAGGGCAUCUCCGCCAUCGUGGACGCGCUUCGCAGCAAUCGGCGCAUCGAGUCGGCCGGCCUCACUGAUGUGCACGAGGGCGCAUCGUACAAGCGCGGUGCUGCUUGCCGCUUCUCGCCGACCGACCCCGACGGCAGCUACAAGCUCGACUGCGCGGACCCUUGGGAUGCCUUUCUGCUUGAGACGCUGCACGCCAUGUCCAACGAGCCAGGCGAGACGUGGAUGCACGUGCGGCACAACGGCGCGCCGCUCGUCGUCCCCGACAGCGGGGAGUCGAGCGGAGAGCUCCCAAAGAGUGGGCUUGUGGAGUUCGAGUACGUGUCAUGGAGACGCGGGCUCGAGGCGGCGCUAGACCUCGACCUUUCCAAUGCGGGUGACAGGCUGCUUGCCGAGCUGGCCGAGCAGCGCGUCAUUGCGGGUGAUGUCUGCUGCCACUGGAGCAAACUCGACGGCACACCUUUUGCACUCGGAGUGGCGUCACUCCCUGCUGCGGGCUCCCUGCGAGCGGCUUGUAGCUCGACCACGCCGCAGGACGAGCUCACCUUUGAGGCGGCGCUCGACCUCUCCUCACCGGCCGGCCGUGCCACGGCGCUGCGACUCUGGGAGCGCCAGCUCACGUCACCCCUUGAAUCGUGGCGAUCGGCGAGCCUCGACGACGCGCGCGCGGACCCGGCCGAAUGGCAGUACCCCCACCUCCCCGAGCAGGGCACCCUCAAGCUUGAGCACACAGUCGAGCUGAGGAGCAAGCCGCUAGACCGCGGGCGUCAUCUGUCGCCGCCUAUGGCUGAGGCCAGGUUCGACGACCUGAUGAGGGCGCUCUCGGCCGAGCAGCAGCUAUCACUUGAGGGCCCGGCGCGUGAGGGCCCGGGACUGCUCUCACAGGCUGCAGGGCGAGCCUACUUUACAGCCGAGCAGGCGGCAGCAGUGCUCCGCGUUGUGCGGAAACGAAAGGGCCGAGCCAGGGCGAUGUCUGCGCUGCACCCGCGGGUAAUCGACCCGCAGAACCUAUCUGCCGCCGUGCAGCGGACGUUUGCGUCGGAGGCAGAGCGGCAGGAGGUGAUGGGAGUCCUGGAGGCUGCACUGUCGGAGCGACGGAGAGGGUUUGCGGUGAGAUCACUGUGA